UGAAAUUUAUCCUCUCGAGAAAUCCAUUCCAAAACCCCAGGCUGUUUUCUUCUUCGAUCGCAUCGAUCCAGAAGCCCUAUAUCAAAUCCCUCUCUCCUUCACUUGAAUUCGAUCCCAUCCUCAGCUCCAUCGACGGCGGUGAUGGCGGCAGAAUCAAUUUCGAAUUCCUCCGCCGCGUCCCAGUUCGUGUACCCUGCCCCGAUCUACUUCCCCGUACCGUUCCAUCUCCAGAACGCCUACGGGACGGUCCAGCAGCCCACCGAUCAGCAGUACGCCCCGGCCAUCAACCUCCCGGCGGUGCCGGCGCCGGCCGUUGUUCCGGUUUACCCCGCCGUGUAUACGUUUCCCCAAUACCAGCAGGCACAGCAAUUGUUCCAAAAGGAUGCUCAAAAAAUUACACCAGAAGCUCUGGCAAGUGUAAAAGCAGCUAUUGCAAGCAGUGAAAUUGAGCAUAAAGCAGAAACAAAAAAGAAAGCAAUACCUCGUAAAGCAGCUGGCCAGACCUGGGAGGAUCCAACAUUAGCAGAUUGGCCUGAAAAUGAUUUUCGUUUAUUUUGUGGAGAUCUGGGCAAUGAAGUCAAUGAUGAUGUUCUUACAAAAGCAUUUGCAAGAUUUCAGUCAUUCAACAUGGCAAGAGUGGUGAGGGACAAGAGGACUGGCAAAACUAAAGGUUACGGAUUUGUGAGUUUUUCAAAUGCUUCGGACCUUACAGCAGCAUUGAAAGAAAUGAACGGGAAAUAUGUUGGAAAUCGUCCAAUCAAGUUGCGGAAGAGCACUUGGAAGGACAGGAUAGAUUAUGAGGCUAUGGAAAAGCAGAAGACUCAGGCUCCGAAGAAACCUAAACUGCCAAAGAAAGGCAUCCUCCACAAAUGAUGCUCCGCUCUGGUUCCAUGAGUCACUGAACACUGGUAAUAACUUGGUUAACCAUAAAACUAAAUGCCGUUGUGUCUCGUGUUGAAAGGUUUUUGUUUUGCUCGUGUUAGACUAGCACCUCGCUGAAAAUUAUAAUGCAAGUUGUUUUUAUUUUUAUCUAUUUAUAUAUUUAUUUUUGUCUUGUCCUUGUGUCAGCUGAAAGUUUCAAAAGCAUCUCUGACAGGAUUAAACUUAUCAACUUUUGAAUUAGCUUCAGGUUAGAUGUUCUUGGUUGUAAAGUGAAUUAAUUUCAUCCAUUAAUGUACAUUUGUUGGGAGUUCUUCAGAUUUGAAUGGAAACUCAUGUUUAAGUUGGGUACCUCUUCAGUUUUAUUUGAAUGUCAGGUGAUUGGUAUUUCAUUA
This is a messenger RNA of Phoenix dactylifera (date palm), 1274 nucleotides long. RefSeq lists its product as uncharacterized. The record is from RefSeq and is a predicted model, not a curated record. Gene Ontology annotation, molecular function: mRNA binding. Lineage: Eukaryota; Viridiplantae; Streptophyta; Magnoliopsida; Arecales; Arecaceae.